UCUCCGCCAGAGGGCGGCCGGUGACGUGUUAUUACCCGCGCAGACUUCCGGCAGAGUCCCCGGUGCCUGGAAGCUGCAGCUGGUGGCGGAAGGCUAUAUGUCAGCGGGCGGGAUGUCCUCCCUGAUGAGCCGCAUAGGCGCCCGUCCACUCUGGAGGGCUGCAGCACUACACAUGGCGACGGCGCAGAGUAGAUGCAGCCCAGUCGGAUGUCUAACGCCUGCUAUUCAAACAGUAUCUGAUUUUAACAGAUUAACCCACAAUGGCAUAGCUGCAGUUGGAGGAAGAAGAAAGUGCCAGUUUAGGAGGACUUACAGUAGUUCACAGACUGUUGAUCCUCUGGAGAUGAAGAAAUUCCAGGCAUGGUCAGCAAAAUGGUGGGAUGAGGAAGGAGUAUAUUCCCUGCUACAUACCAUGAACGACCUCCGUGUACCAUUUAUAAGAGACAUUCUAAUGAGCAAGCACCAUAAUCGUGAUACCGGGUGUCCACUCUCUGAUGUAACGAUCCUCGAUGUUGGCUGUGGUGGAGGGCUGUUGUCUGAGCCAAUUGGCAGGCUUGGUGCUGCAGUAACAGGAAUCGAUCCUCUAGAAGAUAACAUUAGGACAGCAGAAUUGCAUAAAUCAUGUGAUCCUGUCCUAGACAGCCGCAUCCAGUACAAGCCCUGCUCACUAGAAGAGCUGUCGGAGCACAGUAUGGAAAUGUUCAAUGCAGUUGUGGCUUCUGAAGUAGUGGAACAUGUGAAUGACCUUGAGUCUUUUAUUCAGAGCUGCUUCCAUAUACUAAAGCCAGGUGGUUCACUUUUUAUUACAACAAUCAGUAAAACCAAGUUAUCCUACAUUUUCGGAAUAGUGGUAGCAGAGAAGAUUAUGUCCCUUGUCCCGGAAGGCACUCAUGACUGGGACAAGUUUAUCUCACCUGAAGAGCUUGAGAGACUACUGGAAUCAAAUGGUUUUGUGGUUGAUACACUGAGAGGAAUGCUGUACAACCCUUUCAUGGGAUCCUGGAGCUGGUGUGAUGAUACAAGCAUUAACUAUGCCAUGCAUGCAGUGAAGGUGAUUGCCCAAGAGCAGUCCUCAGACAUUGAAUUUGAUAAAGAACAGGAGCAGCACAAGGCUGCUGAAGCUUCUGUGUAAAAGGAUAUAGGGGGUCAUUCAGAACUGAUCGCUAGGCAGCGAUUUUUGCAGCCCUGCGAUCAAAUAGUCGCUGCCUACAGUGGGAGUGUAUUUUUGCUGUGCAAGUAUGUGAACUCAUGUGUAGCAGAGCUGCUCAAACUGAUUUUGUGCAGUCUCUGCACAGCCCGGGAAUUACUCAGCCGCUGCGAUCACAUCAGCCUGUUCGGGACCGGAUUUGAUGUCAGACACCCUCCCUGAAAACGCUUGGACACACCUGCGUUUUUCCAGACACUCCCUGAAAACGGUCAGUUGCCACCCACUAACGCCCUCUUCCUGUCAAUCUCCUUGUGAACACCCAUGCGAAUGGAUCCUGCACACAAAACUCUUCGCUGACCGGCGAUCCCCUUUGCAGCCGUUCAUCGCCCCUGCGCAUUGCGGUGCAUACGCAUGAGCAGUUCAGAUCUGACCGCCCACUGUGCAAAAACGUACAGCAGCGAUCAGAUCUGAAUGACCCCCUUAGUCACAGGCUUUUUAAGCAGAUACUUCCCUCUCUGUGGACUGACAUGUUGCUUUCACCAAAACAAAGAGUUACUAAUACUUUGCAAAUAGUAGUAAGUAAUGCCAUUUUCAGAGGAAGGAUGUGUCUUUUUGCAUAACCCGUGUGGACCUUUGUUUUACACAUAUUGUUACUUGAGGAUUAUAUGCUAUUUUUGUUGGAAAACUACAUACUGUGUGUGUAUACUGAUAAAAUUUUAUCAAAACAAA
This is a messenger RNA of Pseudophryne corroboree (corroboree frog), 1876 nucleotides long. RefSeq names its product coenzyme Q3, methyltransferase (gene COQ3). The record is from RefSeq and is a predicted model, not a curated record. The transcript is spliced from 7 exons. Gene Ontology annotation, cellular component: mitochondrion. NCBI's taxonomy places the organism in Eukaryota, Metazoa, Chordata, Amphibia, Anura, Myobatrachidae. Gene Ontology annotation, molecular function: 2-methoxy-6-polyprenyl-1,4-benzoquinol methyltransferase activity. The coding region runs from base 98 to 1132 and encodes 344 amino acids. Gene Ontology annotation, biological process: ubiquinone biosynthetic process.